Molecule: messenger RNA, 321 nt
Organism: Microthlaspi erraticum
Lineage: Eukaryota; Viridiplantae; Streptophyta; Magnoliopsida; Brassicales; Brassicaceae
Source: the annotation of a GenBank genome assembly
AUGGAAAACUUAAGGUUGAGCACAGUUGUUUUUGCUGCGGUAGUUGUUUGUCUCUCCGUCGUCCUCCUAUCUCCUAUAGAAGUGGAGGGAAAGAGUGACUUUCUUACCAGAAGAAAAAAAUGUGACUUCCCAUUGGGUAUUUGUUACCUUUGGCAAAGCAAUAAAGUUUGCAAUGAUAGAUGCUUGAGCGCCAAGAGCAGGCGUGGACAUGAGUUAUUUGAUGGCCGCUGCCGUCCGAACGGGGCAACAAUUUCUCUUGUGAUGGAUUGUUACUGCUGCUAUUACGAUGGUGUUACCGGUGCUGAAAAAGAAAGCAUGUGA